Linderina pennispora is the source of this 940-nucleotide messenger RNA. RefSeq lists its product as uncharacterized. The transcript has a single exon. The coding region runs from base 90 to 626 and encodes 178 amino acids. Lineage: Eukaryota; Fungi; Kickxellomycota; Kickxellomycetes; Kickxellales; Kickxellaceae. Gene Ontology annotation, cellular component: plasma membrane. The record is from RefSeq and is a predicted model, not a curated record.
CAGCAGUCGAAUAGCCUUUCUUUGUAUUGCUUUCUCAUUCAACCCCACAUCUACCAGACGACACUUCUUCAUCUCAGAUAGUACAUACCAUGGCUAAGGGUGGAUUUGUCGACGCAAUCAAGAACUCUGUCGUGAUCGAGAAGCCGCGGGUGAACAGCAAUGUCACUUUCGACAAGAUGCUGGCUCUUGAUAUCCUCCUCCUGAUGUUUGGUGGAGUCUGCACUUCGCUUCAGGGGGUUGUCAAUGGCUCGCUGUCGGUGCAUGUCAACGGCGGGUUCUCGUCGUGGCUCUCGUUCGCGAUCGGCUCAGCCGUCCUUUUCGUCUUCUUCAUGGUCGAUACCCGCGGUGGCAAGGCCAUCAACUGGAAGAACGCGGCCAAGACCACUCCUUGGUGGGCGUGGCUCGGAGGCAUUCCGGGUGCCGCCUUUGUUCUGUUCAUUACCCUGUUCAUCCCGUACCGUGGUGCCGCUGUCGUCUCAGGCAUCACCAUUUGUGCUCAGAUGGUCACUGCCUUGAUUGUUGACUCGUUUGCUUUCUUCCAGUGCAUCCACCGUCCAGCCACCCUGCCCCGUAUCUUCGGCCUUGCCCUGAUGAUUGCUGGCGUGCUGAUGGUUGCCCUUGGGUAAACGAGCCACGGAACUGUCCUUGCUCCUCUUUCCGCUUCUGCCCAGUGUCCCUUCGCCUCCCCAAAGUCACAGCUGGGCUGUGACUGGCCAAGGCUCCAGGCAGGAUUGCCUAUUUUGAUGACCUCCCCUCACUCACUCUUGAUCUUCCGCCAUGUACUAUUAGCACUCGCGUAAAACACACGCACUUUUUCAGUCACGCCGACCUACUGUACCAGUUUUCUUCUCUUCUCUAGCCAAAGUGAAACAAAUAUAUGAGCCUAAUUGAAUCAUACACACAAGCAUGCACACUCGCCCGCUGCCCCACUAAAAUGCAC